UUCCAUAAUACUCCGAUAUGAUUGGCUCAGUUCAGAGCAGGAAGUCAGGCUACACUGAAACAGAAACGCGCGUGUGGGCUGCAGGAUGGUGCGAUUCAAGUCGAGAUACCUGCUGUGCGAGGUGCGGAUGUCGGACCCGCCGUCCCUCCAGCUGCUGGACGAUCGCUCCGUGUUCACGGCCUUGAGGAACGCGGUCUCCCGAGCUCAUGGGGACUACGGAGCUGGGGUCUGCGGCCUCUCCUUCGCAGUGAAGUACCUGAACGCCCGGACAGGGGUGCUGUUCCUGCGCUGCCGCAAGAGCCACUACCGCCUGAUCUGGUCGGCGCUGCCCUUCGUCAGCAGCCUGGAGAGCCGGGGCCAGCGGCUGCCCUGCGCCGUCGACUGCCUGCACGUGGGGGGGACAAUCCGGACCUGCCAGAAGUUCCUGAUCCGGUACAACGCGCGCCAGAUCCAGCGCCUGCUGCCGCAGUGCCGCAGCGAGGAGGAGUGCGUGGAGGUGCGCAGGGCAGUGAUGAGCUGCUCGCUGAAGGAGCUUGAGGAAGAGGAGGAGGAGGAGGAUGAAGAGGUCUGCUGACUAAACCAGGUGCUGGCAGAACAGCGGGAGGAUGAGCCCCGAGAGCUGCCUUGGCCCGGCCCUGCUCGGCUCACUCUCGGCACCAUGUCUCGUGAACUAGACUCCCUGCACCCGGCUGAGGAACCUCAGUCUGGCUGGGGGUCAAGAGUCCCCCCUUCUAACUACUGUUCACAGAUGCUCCUGGAUCAGUACUGUCCAGUCACUGCUGUGGUGUCCAGCUGUAGGCCAGCAGUUUUCUGGCAGGAGGGUCUCUCAACAGCAUCAUAACCCCCUCCUGGCACGCGUCUUGGUCUUUAAAGAUUCCAGACUGAUGGGGUCGGGUAGCUUGUAAAAAAAGAAGCUGGAGUUGAAGACUCUAUGUAGUGCUUGUGCUGAAUGGUUCGUCAGUGUGUAUGUUUCUGUAGAGGGGUGAGGUUUCUGCAGGGCAGGGUCCAGAGCCGUUGGUUUUUAAUGAAGAAUCUCAACAGACUGCCCGUUGCUUCAUGCAUUAGAUAAAUACAUUUAUUGUAAAAAGGCAGCAGUCUGCAUUGAUUGUAUGUUCACUACCAGUUGAGUAACUACAGCUCUAACCAGUUCACUACCUUUCUAAAAACCCUGAAAGUUCCCCUUAUUAAAUUGUACCCUCACUAAA
Messenger RNA from Lepisosteus oculatus (spotted gar), 1205 nucleotides. It is a transcript of the gene pop5, whose product is annotated as POP5 homolog, ribonuclease P/MRP subunit. NCBI's taxonomy places the organism in Eukaryota, Metazoa, Chordata, Actinopteri, Semionotiformes, Lepisosteidae. The record is from RefSeq and is a predicted model, not a curated record. Gene Ontology annotation, molecular function: ribonuclease P RNA binding. Gene Ontology annotation, biological process: tRNA 5'-leader removal. Gene Ontology annotation, cellular component: ribonuclease P complex.